AGACCGGCAAGGGGCAAGGAGUGAAUUGGUUCUGUGGUCACAUGCCGCGGGGUCUAAUGGGAGGAGCAGUUGCCCGGUGGCCGCUUGGAGCUUCCUGUUUCCGGUUCCUGGAGUGGGGCACACCGAGGCGCUUGGGGGAACGCUGGCCUCUGACACGAACUUUGGGCCCGGGGUCCGCGGCUGGCCUCUCGCUGGCCCCGUCUCCCAGCCCCAGGCAAGAAUUCACCGGGGGAUUCUGAGCGGUGACUACCUCCUUUGCCUGUGGCACGAUGCUCCCCUUCCACAACUAUUGGAGAACCGGACUGCUGCUGCUGCUGCUCCAGGCUGUGGCUGUGAAAGAGUCCUGGCAGACAGAAGAAAAAACCUGCGACCUGGUAGGAGAAAAGGGUAAAGAGUCAGAGACAGAGUUGGCCCUACUUAGGAGGCUGAAACCACUUUUUAACAAAAGCUUUGCGAGCACUGUGGGCCAGGGCCCAGACACAUAUAUCUACAUGUUCAGGGUGUGCAGGGAAGCUGGCAACUAUACGUCUGGGGCAGGCCUGGUGCAGAUCAACAAAAAUAGCGGGAAGGAGACGGUGGUAGGGAGACUCAAUGAGACUCACAUCUUCAACGGAAGUAAUUGGAUCAUGCUGAUCUAUAAAGGAGGUGAUGAAUAUGACAGACACUGUGGCAAGGAGCAGCGUCGUGCAGUGGUGAUGAUCUCCUGUAAUCGACACACUCUAGCGGAUAAUUUUAACCCUGUGUCUGAGGAGCGAGGUAAAGUCCAAGAUUGUUUCUACCUCUUUGAACUGGAUAGCAGCCUUGCCUGUUCCCCAGAAGUCUCCCACCUGAGUGUGGGUUCUAUCUUACUUGUCAUAUUUGCAUCACUGGUGGCUGUCUAUAUCAUCGGGGGAUUUCUAUACCAGCGCCUGGUGGUGGGAGCCAAGGGAAUGGAGCAGUUUCCCCACUUAGCCUUUUGGCAGGAUCUUGGCAACCUAGUAGCUGAUGGUUGUGACUUUGUGUGCCGUUCUAAACCCCGAAAUGUGCCUGCUGCGUAUCGUGGUGUGGGGGAUGACCAGCUUGGGGAAGAGUCAGAAGAAAGGGAUGAUCAUUUAUUACCAAUGUGAUUGCACUUUAAAUUUCCAGCCUCUUCUUCAGUCCCCCAAACCAAAGCAUACUCAGCCAGAUUUCUCAAGUAUUUCCUCAUCUCUCACUGAACCCUUGAUAUUGGUCUUGCUUUUUCAGUUUGCUUUAUAUUUGAAUCUUCUCACUAGAAUUCCCUUCCUUUUCCUAUUUUGUUUUCUUCUAAAGGUGGUACAGUUAUAGGAUAGAGAUAAUA
Orycteropus afer afer is the source of this 1318-nucleotide messenger RNA. It is a transcript of the gene M6PR, whose product is annotated as mannose-6-phosphate receptor, cation dependent. Gene Ontology annotation, cellular component: Golgi apparatus; endosome; trans-Golgi network. The record is from RefSeq and is a predicted model, not a curated record. Gene Ontology annotation, molecular function: protein domain specific binding. Gene Ontology annotation, biological process: protein targeting to lysosome. Lineage: Eukaryota; Metazoa; Chordata; Mammalia; Tubulidentata; Orycteropodidae.